AUGGAGAAUACAUUCUCAGAUGAAUAUAAUCAAGAUCUUAAUACUUGGGAUGAGUAUUCUAAUUAGAUAAUGUUCCCUUCUCCUCUAAUGUUAGGGCGUCCUUCUCCUAGAAUGAAAUACAUACAAGAGGAUUUUUCAAUACUAUCCUUACCGUUUUAAUCUGACACAAUAGAUGAGGAUUAUAAUCUCAAUAAUUCACUUGAACCUGUUAAGAAAAUACUCAAGAUGACCAAAAAAAUAGAGAAAAAAACAAAAAAAAAUAGAAAAUAACCUAAAACACAAUCUAACCCAAUCUUAAAUGCUGCAAGGGACUUCUUUUCUUAAGUCAAACAAAGCAAUCCAAAUCAAUAAAUCUAACAAUUUUAAUAGAUGAAAAUAUUGAUUGAUAACUUAGAGGAUAUAUUAGGAUAGUUGAAACAUUAACUUCUUAUCUAAGUCUAAUAAAAAGGAUCUCGAGUUUGA
Molecule: messenger RNA, 462 nt
Organism: Paramecium pentaurelia
Lineage: Eukaryota; Ciliophora; Oligohymenophorea; Peniculida; Parameciidae
Source: the annotation of a GenBank genome assembly